Messenger RNA from Cyclocybe aegerita, 1200 nucleotides. Lineage: Eukaryota; Fungi; Basidiomycota; Agaricomycetes; Agaricales; Hemipholiotaceae. The record is from the annotation of a GenBank genome assembly.
AUGGCUCCUAGGAAGCGCCCCGGGGGGCCUCACGCCCCAACCUCUCGGUGGGAGGUCGGACAUGUGUUGCGAAAGCGGUACGAACGAUCAAAAGUAGUCUUCUGGCUUGUCGAUAAAGCGCUAGACGAUGUGCGAGACGUGGGCAUUCGAGAGAAAGAGGAACGCAACCGUGACAUGUUCAUGGCUGUUCUUCGCAAGCAAGGGUUCUUGCCGGUUCUGGUGGAGUUCUUUGCCUCCUAUCUUGUCGGUCGCUCCACAGUCUACUGCUGGAACACCGUCCAAUCCGACUUGCGGUCUGCAGAUGUGGGUGUCAGGCAGGGCUCAGCUCUCUCACCUGUUAUUUCUGGGCUGUUCAUUGCUCCGGUAAUGAAGCUCUUCUACAUCAAAGCGGCGCCGCUCAACACAACGCUACUCUCCUUUGUGGAUGAUGGGACCAUUUUAGCCCAGUCCAAACAACUCGAUGAUAAUAAUGUGGGCCUGCACGCCUACAAUCCCUCGCUGGAUCUGGGGUAUGCCCCACAUACCGGUGCUACAUCUUUGAAGCCCAAGACCUAUUGGAGGUACUUGGGCUUCUACUUUGACCGCGGACUCACAUUUCAUGAGCACGUUCGCUACUACGCCACCAAGGCGUUCACCACAGUGCAGGCCAUGCGCAUGCUCGGCAACUCUACUAGAGGUCUUUCACCUAAACAGCGCCACCUCUUAUAUCAGUCAUGUGUAGUUCCCAUUGCCACAUACGGCUAUCGUCUCUGGUAUUUCGAUGGCGCCUGCAAUAAGGGCGCGAUGAACCAGUUGAAACGGAUGCAGCAAAAAGCUGCUCUAUGGAUUAUGGGUGCCUUCCGCACCUCCCCCACAGGCAGUCUUGAGGCUCUAGCGGGUCUCAUCCCCGUCCACCUUAUGCUGAAGAAGCUGGCAACGCACGCAGUGUAUCGCGUCGCCACCCUCUCAGACACCCACCCUCUUCGCUCCAUGAUGGGCGAGGGACUCCUCAAGCGAGCCGCACCACAUGCUCGCUCCGCCGCCUUGAUGACCCCAGCUAUGCGAGGGAAAGUCAAGAGCACUGUCAUGGAAGUGGAUGAGCACGUCCACACCUUAACUGAGAGCUUUGAACCUUUUGCGCCUGAAGCUCGCCCAGGCGAUAUGCGGACCAUCUCCACUUUGACGAGCGUGAUCCUGCCCAGCAUAGGCGCCCAUAUCUAG